UCGAGAGGAUGGCUUGCCCUUCCUCUCUCUUCCCCGCCGCGCCGCCGUUCUUCCCGAGCCCCUGCCGCCGGCUGCAGCUGUCUCCAUCCGCGCGGCCGUUCCAACCGUCGCCUCCUGCUCGCACCGUGCUGGUGCGGUGGACGCCGCCGCCUCGCGGGUGGUUCAAGCUCAACUUCGAUGGAUCCGUGUACCACGACGGCUCCGGGCGGGCAAGCAUCGGCGGCGCCAUCCGCGACAGCGCCGGCCGCGUCGUGCUUUCGUUCGCCGAGCAGACUGAGCACUCCACAGUCGGAAUCAUCGAGGCGCGGGCGCUGAUCCGCGGGCUGCGGCUCGCGCGGGGGCUCUUCUUGGAGAGGGUGGUGGCGGAGGGCGACGACCUCGUGUUGGUGCAGUUGCUGCGCGGCGAGGCGAUGCAGACACGGAUCCCGGUGGCUAUGCAGGAGGAGAUCCUCGGCCUCCUCCGCUGCUUCUCCGGGCGCGACGUCCGGCACGUGUACCGGGAGGGCAACCAGGUGGCGCACACCCUCUGCCGCCAGGCCUACCACUGCCCGGGCGUGUGGGUGGGCGAGCUCGUGCCAGCCGCCGCGUGGGAGAAGGCCGAGGACGACCGGCGUGGCGUGGCGCACGAGCGCGCGGUGGUCCGUGCAACGUGA
Phragmites australis (common reed) is the source of this 653-nucleotide messenger RNA. RefSeq lists its product as uncharacterized. Bases 9 to 653 code for a protein of 214 amino acids. The transcript has a single exon. NCBI's taxonomy places the organism in Eukaryota, Viridiplantae, Streptophyta, Magnoliopsida, Poales, Poaceae. The record is from RefSeq and is a predicted model, not a curated record. Gene Ontology annotation, molecular function: RNA-DNA hybrid ribonuclease activity; nucleic acid binding.